AACACAACAUGGCAGAGAUACCUGACAAGUUCAAUCCAUUUCUUUUACCCUGAUUGGUUUGCUUCUUUACCGGCUCGUUGCUGAUAGGCUUAUUCCAUACGCGGUGUUGAUGAUUGGCUGAAGCGGUUUCACAUCUUGUCCAUAGGACAAUAUGGCAGCCUCGCUGGUGCGGUUGGCUCGUGGAGUUGGGGUUCGGGCAGACCUGGGAUGUAUCCGAGCUUGGAGCUCAGAGGCUCGGGGAGGGGGAAUAACCGGAGCCGUACUACAGGGGAAUCCGGUACCAGCAGACCCAUCAGGCUCUAUAAAUUCAGAAGAACAGCAGAAAAAACAAAAGGAGAACACGGCAAAUGCAAAAAGGAUAGUCCUGAGAAUGGCCGGGCUGCUGGGUAUCGCAGGAAGUGGGGCUGUCGUGUAUAUCUUUGGCAGCAACUCGAUGGAUGAGCAGGGGAACACGAUCCCAGAUGAGUUUGACCAUGAUCCUCCUGUCCUUCAACAAUUUAAACGAACAUACAAAUACUUUAAAGACUAUCGACAAAUGAUCAUUGAGCCCACAAGCCCCAAACUUCUGCCAGACCCCUUGAAGGAGCCUUAUUACCAGCCCCCAUACACCUUGGUGUUGGAGCUCACUGAUGUAUUGUUACAUCCAGAGUGGUCGUUAGCGACUGGCUGGAGGUUCAAGAAAAGAGCAGGAAUUGACAAUUUAUUUCAACAACUGGCACCUCUGUAUGAAAUAGUUAUAUUCACCUCUGAGACCGGAAUGACUGCUUUUCCCCUCAUCGAUAAUGUGGAUCCCCAUGGGUUUGUGUCAUAUCGGUUGUUUCGUGAUGCAACACGCUACACAGAUGGACAUCAUGUUAAGGACAUCUCCUGCUUGAACCGAGAUCCUUCCCAUGUGGUCAUUGUAGACUGUAAGAAAGAGGCUUUCAAACUGCAGCCAUACAAUGGUUUGGCCAUCAAGAAAUGGGACGGAGACUCUGAUGAUCGGACUUUGUAUGACCUGACUGCGUUCCUAAAGACUAUUGCAGUAAGUGGUGUAAGUGAUGUUCGCACAGUGUUGGAGAAUUACUCUCUAGAGGAGGAUCCACUAGAAACAUUCAAACUUCGUCAGAAGCAGCUGGAGCAGGAGGAGCAGCAGCGGUUAUCGGACUUGUCCCAGCUCAGUAAGCGUCAGACUAUGUCUCUAGGUUCUCUAACUAGCCGUCUAUGGCCCCGCUCCAAACAGCAGUGACCCCCUCCCCCAUAUGAAGGAAAGAAGAAUGGACGACUCCCAAGCUCUAUGUAUAUAGAUGGCGAUAGAGCCCUGGUAGCUACACUGUGGCUUGACCCAUGCGUGCACUGUCAGAACUUUAAUAAAGAUAUUUUAUAGAAAUAUGUUUGAUGCUUCAGAAACUGAAACCACCAAGAAUACAGAAUACUGAAGAUAUUUGGGCAGUUCUGACGUUUUUAUAGAUCACUCUGAGCAGUGAAAAUAAAACUUGGCCACUCAGGCUUCGAUUUCCCAGGAUAUUAACUUUUCCUCCAUCAUCUUUCGUUCUUUCUUGAGAAUCUCUUUACCUCAGAAGUAUUUAGAGGACAAAAUAUAUAUUAAGAUCUAAAUAUCCCAAUACACAAUUGAUCCUAUAUAUAUAUGGAACGUCCUACCAUAAAUGACGUCCUCCAGCUUCCCCCUUUGACGAAGGCAAGGAUUGGCCCGGGGGGUGCCUUCAGCGUAAGUAGUCCCCCAUGAUUCGUUCCUCACCAUUGUACCGCCACAAAGGAGAUAACAUAGAUCUCUAGGCCUCUGUAUGCAAAAAACACUGAUCUGAGAAUUGACAAAUCCCAGCAGGGAUCUGGUUCCCUAUUAUGAUCCCUAGCCACCUUGAAUACGGAGCUGUGUGCCACACCCAUGUGUAUAAACAGAGAUCCAGUAAAUAAAACAUGACCAAACAAAAGAAA
This is a messenger RNA of Bombina bombina (fire-bellied toad), 1935 nucleotides long. It is a transcript of the gene TIMM50, whose product is annotated as translocase of inner mitochondrial membrane 50. NCBI's taxonomy places the organism in Eukaryota, Metazoa, Chordata, Amphibia, Anura, Bombinatoridae. The record is from RefSeq and is a predicted model, not a curated record. The transcript is spliced from 11 exons. Gene Ontology annotation, molecular function: phosphoprotein phosphatase activity. The coding region runs from base 152 to 1228 and encodes 358 amino acids.